AUGGCGCGUCUAGGCCGCGUCGGGUUUCUCGCCCUCGCAGUGGUCUUCCACUUGAUCUAUACAUACUCAAUCUUUGACAUCUACUUUGUCAGUCCAAUUGUUAGUGGCAUGAGAUCAUAUGGUGUCGAGCGAUCAGCUGGAACCCCGGCACCUGCCAAACGUCUCGUCCUCUUUGUCGCCGACGGCCUACGGGCUGACAAGGCCUUCCAAGCGUUCCCUGACCCAUCCCCCGACGCCGAUCCAGAAAACAACGAAUUGAUUCGCCUGUCUCCCUUUAUUCGCUCGCAAGUUCUCUCCCAUGGAACAUUUGGUGUAUCCCACACCCGCGUCCCCACGGAAUCACGACCAGGCCAUGUUGCACUUAUCGCAGGUCUCUAUGAGGAUGUGUCCUCCGUCACCACAGGAUGGAAGAUGAACCCGGUGAAUUUUGACAGCGUUUUUAACCAGAGUCGACACACUUGGAGCUGGGGUAGCCCGGAUAUCCUGCCAAUGUUCAAGGAGGGCGCCGUACCGGGAAAAGUCGAUGCGGAGAUGUACAGUGAAGAAGCGGAGGACUUCACUGUCGAUGCGACGCAUUUGGAUACUUGGGUCUUCUCCAAAGUCCAUGACCUCUUCGAAUCGGCAAAGACCGACCCGGACUUGAACCGAAAACUGCGGGACGACAAAUUGGUGUUCUUUCUCCACCUGCUUGGACUGGAUACCACUGGCCACUCUUUCCGGCCCUACUCGAAUGAAUACCUACACAACAUCAAGGUAGUGGAUCAAGGCGUCCAGGCCGUCACAAAAUUGGUGGAGGAUUUCUACGGGGAUGACAAAACGGCGUUCGUGUUUACCGCAGACCAUGGCAUGAGUGACACAGGCAGUCAUGGUGACGGCCAUCCGGAUAACACGCGGACACCGUUGGUUGUCUGGGGAUCUGGCGUAGCGCGGCCUCAGCUCUCCUCUACCGGAAUUGCUGCGGGUCAUGAAGACGGUUUCUCGGCUGAUUGGGGAUUCGACCAGGUCCACCGACAUGAUGUAGCACAGGCUGAUGUUGCGGCGCUCAUGGCCUACCUAGUCGGUCUUGACUUUCCCGUCAACUCCGUUGGCCAAUUGCCGCUGGACUACCUCAAUGCUAGCCCCAAAGAAAAGGCCCUGGCUGCUCUCGCCAACACUCAGGGUGUUCUCGAGAUGUACCGCGUCAAAGAAGAGCAAAAGAGAGACGCGGUGAUCCGGUAUGUGCCCUAUGAGCCUCUAUCGGGCUACCACGAGAACUCGAUUGAAGGCAGAUUGGCAAGAAUUGAAGCACUCAUCUCCAGUGGUGACCACGAGGAGGCUAUUGUGAUAUCUGCCGAGCUUCUUCGUGUUGCUCUUGAAGGUCUGCGUUAUCUACAGACCUAUGACUGGCUGUUCUUGCGGACCAUUGUCUCUAUUGGAUACCUUGGCUGGAUCGCGUAUGCACUGACCACGGUUAUUGACCUGCACGUCCUGCACGGAACAUCAGACUCCCACCGGACGACGGCCAGUAUCUCAUUCUUUUCGUCCAUCCUGGCUGCCUUGUUCUCUGUAUUUCUUUACCAGGGCUCGUCCUGGCGCUACUACUUCUAUGCGUUCUUCCCGGUCUAUUUCUGGGAAGAGGUUUUUGCACGCCGUAAAGCUUUGAUUGCCGGGCGUCAGAUUGUAUUGGGCCAUGUGUGCUCUUUCACCGGAUACCUCAAGUUUGGACUCCAGCUACUGGCAUUCCUCGGUACGAUGGAGGCAAUGGUUCAAUCAUAUUUCCAUCGCGAAAUCUUUACCGUCUGCUUUUCCUUAGUAAUCAAGGUUGAAAACCUUGAUACAAUCACAUAUGGCGGCUUGCUCAUGUUCCUCACUGGCAUCUUGUAUUUGUUGUUUGAGGAUGCUAUCAUCGGACAUCGUGACCCGGAAUCCAAAGAACUCAAUGCCAUCGGUCGUGUCGGUUCGCGGAUCAUCAUGGGAAUUCAGUUAGGCAUGGUUCUGCUUGCUGUCAUCGUCACUAGGUCAUCUGUGCUCUCUCUUCAGGCCCGCCAAGGCCUACCGUUUGGAAAUAUCGUUGUUGGGUGGGUUGUCCUAGUGGCUUCCCUGACACUUCCAUUCUUCCACCGUUUGUAUCCCAACAGCCACUAUUUGCACCGGCUCAUGAUUAUCUUCUUGACCUUCUCACCAACCUUUAUCAUUCUCACUAUCUCGUGGGAAGGGCUGUUCUAUUUUGUAUUCUGCAUGACCGUUGUAACAUGGGUUCGCCUGGAACAUGCCAUUUACGUCCAUACGGCGGGCACCUUGAAGAAACCUAAGAAUCCGGGCGUGACAACCGUUGACGGUGAAACGUUCUACUACCGUGCCCUUACUCUCUCCGAUAUCCGUGUGGCACUCUUCUUCUUUUUCCUCCUGCAGUCGGCUUUCUUCAGCACGGGCAAUGUGGCCUCGAUCUCGACCUUCUCCCUCGACAGCGUCCGCCGCCUUAUCCCUGUCUUCGAUCCGUUCGCCCAAGGCGCGCUCUUGAUUCUCCAAAUCCUCAUCCCCUUCGCCAUUAUCAGUGCCAAUUUGGGGAUCCUUAACCGCCGCCUAGAGGUACCGCCCAGCGCACUCUUCAUGGUUGUCAUGGCCAUCUCGGACAUUAUGACCCUCAACUUCUUCUUCAUGGUACGCGAUGAGGGAUCGUGGCUUGAUAUUGGUAUGACCAUUAGCCAUUUCUGUAUUGCAAGUGCCCUCUGCACCUUCGUGGCUGGUCUAGAGUUCCUCAGCGAGCAAUUUGUCAGCGGUGUGAACUUCGCCCCGGUAAUUCUUGGGACUGUCCCUAUCGAAGAAGUCACAGAGUGCGAGGACCGCAAGCCUAAGAAAGCCUCUGGGGCCAAACAGUCCAAGUCCAAGGCCAAGGGUAAGGGUAAGGGUAAAUCAGGAAAGUGGUCAUAG
Molecule: messenger RNA, 2910 nt
Organism: Penicillium griseofulvum
Lineage: Eukaryota; Fungi; Ascomycota; Eurotiomycetes; Eurotiales; Aspergillaceae
Product: mannose-ethanolamine phosphotransferase MCD4
Exons: 4
Coding region: 1-2910 (969 amino acids)
Biological process (GO): GPI anchor biosynthetic process
Cellular component (GO): endoplasmic reticulum membrane
Molecular function (GO): mannose-ethanolamine phosphotransferase activity
Source: RefSeq, a predicted model, not a curated record